AUGACGUCUGGAUUUUCAGCUACGCCUCGAAAGGAGGGCACAUGGACAAAGCUUGUGAUAUUUGUUGCGCUAUACAUGCUACUCUUCGAGUCUAUCUUGGAAUGGGUGCUCGUGCUCUAUGUUUACGGUAAUGGCCAGGUUGACUCAAAGAUGACCCUGAGUGUUGUACUUGCACUUGUCGCAUCUUUUCUCUCGGUGCCACUUGUCAGCCUCCAAAGCUUGGUCGCUUGGCAAUACAACAACAUUGGUGGAUUCGGAACCCAGAAGACCAUUCUGCAUAAUGUAUGCACAUAUGUCCUUCGCUUGGAUCUUAUGCUUUGGCUAGCUACAAGUGUAGCUGGUCUAGUGGUUGCGGCGCAGCAGGUUUACUGUCUCCCGGAAGGAACAGAUGCAAGUUUUUGGAGAGUCGGUACAAGCUGUGCCUUCCACCGAUCAUCUGUGAUCGUGUCGGUUAUCUCAAUGGUCACCGUGUGCACAAUGUACUGUGCGAGAGAGCUCUGCGAUCGACCAUACGAUGUAUCUCUUCUUGGCAUAUACAAGCGCCAGAAAUUCAACAGAGAUGGCAGUAUCGUCUCUGGCAAUAGUUGGGAUAGCGAGGAAACACUCAAAAACGAGAUUUUCUAUCUUUGCCGUCAACACGACGGAAACGGUCCCGGGGAGUUCUGGUCUCUAGACCCAAUCGCCAACAGAGUCAAUUGCCAUCCUAGCAUCCGCCAUCCUGCACCAGUCCGCCUUCGACCUCAACUCCGAGUCAACACCGACGGUUCGACAUACGGAGAGAUUAUGUCUGGAACGACGAUUUCACCCGACACUCCACACCGCAUCUCUCCUGGAUCACAAAGCAUGGCUGCUAGCGAAUUCUAUCCCAUCUCGCGCACGUCUACUGUCGUUACUUCACAGACGGCCAACGAGUUCCGUGCUCUUGAUGCACCUCUUCCCAAGCUCCCAGGCAUUCCUCAGGAAUACACCAGUCAUAAGAGAGGAAAGCCGUCGCUGUCUUCUCUUAGACGACUCUCUUCUCUAAGGCGUUUUCUGCCAAAGUCUUUCCCGUUGUCACUUCCAUUAUCAGCGGAUCCUGAAAUCCAGGCCCUUGCAGACCCCAACAGCGCAUCAGACGUCGAAAAGCAGGUCGUGACACCAGACAGCAUGCCCAAAGCAAUCCCUCAAUCCACGACUUUCCAACUCGGCCCAAAAGGCAACACCCCAGAUGGCUCUUCAGUGUCCCUCCCCCAAAGCCCUGACAAUAUUCAACCGAAACUCAAGCCCGUACACCCAGAGGGCCACCACGCCCGAACAAUGACAAUGAACUCGGCCGACGCACCAGAAGUAGUCCCAACCCCGCCCUCCCCACCAAAGGUCCGCCGCUCUCAAACAGCCUACACCGCACCCGCAGCUCGCUCAAUUCACCACCCACACCACCCGAACUUCACCCCACGCCCACCUUCCCAGCCACAACCUCGAGCAUACUCCCAGUCUCGCAGACAAGGCCCAGGACCAAAUGUGCACCCUAACUCAAUUCGCAAGACAACGCAACAGCAAAACAUCAUCCACUACCCUGCCCGUAGCUCCUCCUACCACUUCGACCCAAACCACACCCCACUCUCGCAGAGUCAGUAUGGACACCAAUCAUCUCACUGGCCAAAACAGCGUCGUUACGAUUCAGCUCGCUCCAUGCCAGCGCCCAUCCCCCGCCGCAACGACGUCGAAGUAAUCUACCCCAGCACGCGUCGUCCGCGCAGCAGUACACCUGGUGCCGUGAACGGCCCUCUAAGCUGUAUCUUGGAGACUUCUUUUGACCCACAUGUGGUGGAUGGUCUGAGACCUGCCUCGGCUGCUUGCUUGGAGUUGCCGUCUAAUUGUAUUGAUCAGACGAAGUAUCGUGGAGCUAACCGGACAAGUUUGGGCUUUUAUUGA
Messenger RNA from Penicillium griseofulvum, 1914 nucleotides. RefSeq lists its product as uncharacterized. The transcript has 3 exons. The coding region runs from base 1 to 1914 and encodes 637 amino acids. The record is from RefSeq and is a predicted model, not a curated record. Lineage: Eukaryota; Fungi; Ascomycota; Eurotiomycetes; Eurotiales; Aspergillaceae.